This is a messenger RNA of Bombyx mori (domestic silkworm), 3254 nucleotides long. RefSeq names its product guanylate cyclase 32E. Gene Ontology annotation, molecular function: adenylate cyclase activity; guanylate cyclase activity; peptide receptor activity. Lineage: Eukaryota; Metazoa; Arthropoda; Insecta; Lepidoptera; Bombycidae. The record is from RefSeq and is a predicted model, not a curated record. The transcript is spliced from 13 exons. Gene Ontology annotation, cellular component: plasma membrane. Gene Ontology annotation, biological process: receptor guanylyl cyclase signaling pathway; intracellular signal transduction; cGMP biosynthetic process. The coding region runs from base 31 to 1536 and encodes 501 amino acids.
AAUCUAACGCAACGGUACGUGAGAACCGACAUGGCAGUUCAGAAGAUGGGCGAUCUUCCGGUGCUGAUGUUCAAGAAUCGCACGAGGCCCGUUGACGGAGCUACGUUUCAAACUGAACUCACCGAGUUGAGAGCCAGCAUCAACGCCGAGAAGUCAAUGACCGAGGCUGUGGAGUGGUACACGAACGCGAACGCCGCCCUCCUCCAUCAUCUGACGAAGGAAAUUAAGGACACAGACAGCAGCACUCUUUGGAGGUACCUGGUCGGAUUCAAGAAUCUUCUGCGCAGCAUCGAGUGUAAGGGUAUUGCUUCGGUUUUGGGCAUCAACUAUUUCGCAAGAGGGUAUCUGCAAGCGAAAGCAUACGAAAGAUACGUGGCUCAUAUGACGUUAGGUAGAGAUCUACUCGACAAUACUCUGAACUUGGUGCCUUCUUUGAUACCGCUUCAUAAAGACAUUAAAGAAGACAGCCCGGAAUACCAAGAUUUAGAGAAAAAGAAUCAGCAAAUAGUUGAUAACAAGCAUCAAGAAGGGAGUGUCGCUGAAGCUAUAGAGUACUUCGAUCAGACGGCUACAUUUCUGGAUAAGCUGAGGGCUGUACAGAAACAACUCCGAGAAUAUAUCAGGGAAGGUGCAACGGAGAGUUUGAAAGACGCAAGGCAAAGCGAAGCGAUUUGCGCUGGUAUACUCGUACUGGUCUGCGUUGUUUCACCCAUUAUAAUUGCAUUGGUCAGAAACGCUGUCAACACUAUACAGGUAUAUGCGAGAAAUUUAUCAGAGAAAGCAAGAGAACUGGAGCACGAAAAGGAACUUAGCGACUCACUAUUGUAUCAAAUGCUUCCACCGAGCGUCGCUAAACAAUUGAAACAAACACAACAGGUACCCGCAGAGUUUUUCGCCUCUGUGACCGUAUAUUUCAGCGACAUAGUGGGCUUUACAGCCAUUGCAGCUGUGUCUACACCUUAUCAAGUGAUCAGUUUCUUGAACUCCGUUUACAAGUUGUUCGACGAAAGGAUUGAAUGUUACGACGUAUACAAGAUUGAGACCAUUGGUGACUCUUACAUGGUGGCGUCCGGGAUACCGGUUAGGAAUGGUAAUAAGCACGCGUCCGAGAUAGCCAGUAUGGCGCUGGAGCUGCUGGAAGCGACAUCAAUGUGUCGUCUACCGCAUCGGCCCGAUCAGACUUUAUGCAUGAGAAGCGGUAUUCACACCGGUCCCUGUGUGGCUGGGAUUGUGGGCAGUAAGAUGCCUCGGUACUGUCUAUUCGGAGACACCAUUAACACGGCCAGUCGCAUGGAAAGCACCGGAGAACCCAUGAAGAUUCAAAUUUCUGAAGACGUCAAAAGGGAAAUAGAUAAAACCGGUCUCUUCAUCACGACCCCGAGAGGAGUUGUAGAUGUGAAGGGUAAAGGUGAAAUGACGACUCAUUGGCUGGAGGGGCGCCGGCCGGGGUCCCGCACGCCGCUCUCCCUAGCUCCAACACACCCGCAGACACGCUCCUCGCCAAGAUACAAACACGACAAGAUAUUUCAUUACUAGCAAACCACAUAAUAUUAUAAUCUUGUUAAUGAGAUUGACUGAAUAAGCUGAAGUAUCAAUAAUUAACGUAUAACUUAAGAUCUUUAUUAUUAUUUAAGUAUAUAAAACUGAAUUGCUGUUCGUUAGUCUCGCUAAAACUCGAGAACGACUAGACCGAUUUGGCUAAUUUUGGUCUUGAAUUAUUUGUGGAAGUCCAGAGAAGGUUUAAAAGAUAAAUAUGAAAAUCCUCGGAAUUAAAUAAAAAUAACCAUUUUGUUUUACCUUCGAUGUGUCCCCCGUCGGACGGAUUCCUUUUGUUUGUUUUAAGUUUAUUUUAUACAAAAGUUUAGGUCUUUUAUUUAUCGAUUGAGGCACUACAAAGUCUGCCGGGUCAGCUAGUUUGAUAUAGAAAUCGUUUAGGCAUCCCCCUAUUUUUGUUUGUUUGUCCGUUUGUUUAUUUUAAAACCGCUUUACCGAUUUCGAUGAGUUCAUAAUUGAAUUGAAAUCUUAAAAAUUAUGAUGCUACGAUAUUGACAGAUUUAACGUAAUGUUUUCAUAUUUUUUUUAAAACGAAGCGCAAUCAUCUUUUUACUUAAUUUAUUGUCACUAUUUUAACAGGUUUUUUAUUUUAAAUUUCAGUGCAAUUGCAAGAAAUGCUAUAAUAAAAUAAAAUGAAAUAAAUAAUGAAAUAAAAAAUGUUGCAAAUGAAUCGGGAUUCUAUACGAUUAAAUAUAGUUAAUACACAUAAAUUAGUUAUUGAUAAGCAACUCAACAAAAAUGUUUACGGGCGUCGGCCACUAGAUGGCUUCGCUUCGAUUAAUUUCUUAUUGCUCCUGUAGAUGUCAGUAACAUAUUACCCAUCCUAUAUUUUAUUGUUAAUGAAGGAUUUUGUAAAUUUUCAGAAACCACAAAUUGAUAAAACUUAAUCAAUUUGUCUAUAACAAAUAAAGACUUGUAUGAUUUAUAUUUUUUUUAUUUUCUGUGUUUAGUUGUACAAUAAUUAAAUAUCUUAACUUUAACAACAUAUAAGUUUAGGGGCAUCUACUCCAAGAUGUUUCUAGUUUCCAUAAAAAAAAAAUAUUUGUCUUAAAGUAUCGUAGUUUCAGAGCCCAGCGAUUAUAGACAUUAAACAUAAAUUAAAUAAGGGUAAUUAAAAAAAAACUCUUCUUUCUACCCGCGAAUAAGUUAACAUUUAUUUAUUCGAAUUUUCAGAAAUUAUGUAUGUAUAUCGGCUGUGAAAUAUCAAAACCCAGUAUCUGCAUAAAACUAAAUUUUACAGGAGAGCCGAAAAACAAUUUCAUAUCUUUGACAGCGUGCCGUUUCAAUAAUAUUAGUCGUACCUUCUUGAGAGUGAUUGCAAAAUUUGAGGUGCAUAACAGGCUUUAUAAAAAAGUAGAUUUCAUGCGUCUAUCACAAAAGAUGUGCGUAGAGGAGCAGUUACUAAUAAAAAGAUUGUUUUCUUAGAUCAAACUUUUUGAGUGUGACAAUUUCAAAACCUAGUAAGAUCACUUGCUUUGUUUUCAUCUAAUUCUAAAAUAUAAUGAGUGGGGAUAAACGCAAAUUAAUAGACUUAGUAAGAUCACUUGCUUUGUUUUCAUUUAGGUCUGAAUUUACUGAGUAGGAACUAAAUGCAAUUUUUUAAACAUAGUAAGAAAAAACAGAAUAAAACAACAUAAAUAUGGGCAGAAAUAAGCAGUUUUAAUGAAAAAGAAAAAAAAAACACAUAAUCGGAAACCAAA